Ogataea philodendri is the source of this 438-nucleotide messenger RNA. RefSeq lists its product as uncharacterized. The coding region runs from base 1 to 438 and encodes 145 amino acids. The transcript has a single exon. NCBI's taxonomy places the organism in Eukaryota, Fungi, Ascomycota, Pichiomycetes, Pichiales, Pichiaceae. The record is from RefSeq and is a predicted model, not a curated record.
AUGUCCUGGGAACAAGCCAAAUUCUCUUUCAGCGCACGGUCGCGCGGAUGCUACCUGGUGACCGAAGAGGUGCUCAAGCAGGUUCCGCAGAUCAAGAACUACAAAGUUGGAAUGCUCAAUCUGUUCGUCCCGCACACGUCGUGUGCCUUGAGUUUGAAUGAGAACUGGGACCCUGACGUUCGCACCGACAUGACCACAGCUUUGAACUUUAUCUGUCCUGACAACGGCGGUACGAAGGGCCGGUUUCUGCACACGGACGAAGGUCCAGACGACAUGUCUGGCCACGUGAAGUCGACGCUUGUUGGUGCCUCGCUGAACAUCCCGAUCAGCAACGGACGCCUGGCGACCGGCACGUGGCAGGGCAUCUGGCUGCUGGAGUUCAGAGACUAUCGGCACACGCGCCACUGCGUGGCCACCAUCAAUGGGCUCAAGGAGUAG